GAACAUAAACAGAACAGCGCAAACCAAAAUAAUAACAAAGACCAGACGACACGUACUGUGACAUACUGAACAGUAACACUGAGCUUAAACGUCUGCUAUCAAUAUGUGGUCAUUUAUAAUUUGAUCGAAAAGGAAAUUACUUCAACAUGAGGUGGUUCUCCAUAUUUGGUAACAGGCCAAACCAUAGUUGGGAGCCAGUCUCCAACUCAGAUGAGUGUGAGGAAGCAGAAAUUCUAAUGGGGGAGUAUGAACAGAACCCUGCUGAAUGUAGGGAUUUAACUAAUGGCCAUCAGCAGAACGACCAUAUUGAACCAGUCUUUCAUCAAAGCAGGAAUUUUAAUUCAUCAACAUUAGCAAUCUCGUACCCAGGUUUUCCUACUCCUGAAGUGCCACCACAACCAUCGCACUCUAACCCAUCAAAUGUGACCAGCUGUGGCCUUCCCAAGCUGUCAUUCCCCACUUGUAGAUGUUCUCUUGUAUUCAUUUCCCUACUGGUUAUCCUGGCUUUCAUCGGGCUGGACGUAGGGCUCGGCUGCUACAGCCUUAUCAUCUACAAGCCAGAAAAACUGGUCAUUGACAAAUCAGUCAAGUCUUUCAGUAUCCCAAACCAUGCUGCAUAUCAGCACUUUGAAGCGCUGAUGCUUGCAAGGAAGGAUAACUCUUCGGGUAGAUUCAAAAGGGACACUGUAAAUUCGUGGAAACAGGAUGAGCCUUUUGGAGAUGAGCAAGAGGCUUUAAAACAUACAGAAGCUGUUCUUAAAAAAUAUAAUUUAGACUUGUCUUUGUUAAAAAAGAACAGCAAAUCAGUGGUACCUUCAGGAGGAGGUGGCUUUAAUGAAAAUCAUAAUGAGUACUUAAGUAGUGCACACAGAGAAAAAAGAUCUAGCAGUAUUGGGUGUAUGUAUGAAUACCAAAGCAGAGCACGCUGGAAGAUGCAUGUGAUAUACCUAGCUCAAGGAGACAAUGAGGCUAAUAUGUUUACCAAAGAGAGGCUUGAGACCGCUCAUGUGAUAGAGAAAAAAAUAAUAGAGCACCCAGGGUUUUAUAACUUCUGCCUGAGAGACCCAACACAGUUUGACCCAGCAGUACAAAACAUGCAAGGCUGUGUACCACCUAAUUCACUGUUGACAUAUUUCUUCCCUUCACAAGAUGAAUUGGGGACUAUCUAUUAUGAUGGUAUGGGCACCAUUGUUGAAGAUAUCCACAGUGCUCUCAGGCUGGCCAUGAACCACGAAACAUUUUAUUAUUAUGUGGAUGAUAAGAUCAAUAAAACCUAUCAAAAAAGUCAUCUGCUCAGGUCUGAAGUACUGUUUGGUGCACCUUUACAAGGUUUUCCAUGUAAUGGUGAUCAUAGAAAAGAUCAAGAUGAAAAGUUCAAGAACUUUGUCAUUACUUAUAUCAACAUGCUAUCAAAAGCUUCAACAGACAAGGUCCAAGUCUUGUACGGCGGGAAUGAAAUCUUCGACUAUGAGGUCACCAUGUCAUUCUGGAGCGAUGUCCGUCUUGCAAUAAUCUCUUUGAUUGCUAUAUUUAUUUUGAUGCUGGUGCUGUCCUUAUCCCUGUUUCUCACCGUCGUUGGUGUUGUGAUCAUUGCACUGAGCUUUCCCAUCUCCUUGUUUUUCUACCGUGUUGUUUUUGGUAUUGAUGCCUUAGGAAUUCUGAAUGGAGCAGCCGCUUUUGUCAUUAUUGGAAUAGGAGUAGAUGAUGUUUUUGUCUUUAUGAACAUCUACCGCCAAGCAUCACACAUUGGCGACACAGUGAAAAGGAUUGUGUACACAAUCAAGACAGCAGGUGUCGCCACAUUUUUUACAUCCUUCACCACAGCUGCUGCUUUUGCUGCCAAUAUUGCGUCCUCUAUUCCAGCCGUGUAUGAUUUUGGUUUGUUCAUGUCAUUGAUUGUCUCCACAUGUUGGAUCUCAGUUUUUGUUCUCAUGCCACCAGCCUUAUACCUCUAUGCUUGCUUCUUUGAGCCUAUUGAAACCUAUUUACUCUCGUGUCUUGUAUGUAAAACAAAGAAGAACCAAGUAGAGACAAACCUGCACUACUACAGCCAGCAGCAAUCUAGUGACCGGAGGCUGUACCAGGAAGAUGAUGUCCCUUUGCUGGACAUCGAUUUUGAUGAUGUCACAACAAGAACAGAGGACCAGGACAUUGGAAGCAUGGAUGAUGAUGACAUGCUGAUAAUGGAAGAUCCAUACAUGGUCUCUCCACAACAAGCAACACACACAGUGCUUGACCAACAGGGAACUAACAGAAGUGACCAAGGUGCACUGUCCACUAGUAAUGACCAAGAAGCCACACCCAGCAAUGAGCCCCACGACCAGAAUGUAUGUCUAGGUAGAUGUAUGCAGAAAAUGCUCAUGUUUGUUACCAACCAUAUAGCAAUCAGGGGAAGAUAUUUUGUUAUUGGCUUCUACUUGGCAGUACUAUGUGCGUCUGUCUACCUGAUGUCCCAGCUGCACCCUGCUACCCACCCACCACAGCUGUUCCGCCCUGACACCAACAUCCAACAACUUUUAGACCUGAAGGCUAAUUUUACCAUCAUUGAUGCUAUCCACUGUGAUACCUGCUCUGCUUUUUAUAAGGUGCAUCCAGGCACUGGGCACAAAACAGAUCCACCCCAGACAAGCCCAACACCAACCAUCAACAUCAUCACAGCAGACAAGACCCUCAACAUUAAGUCCCUCCAACCUCUCGCCCAGACUCUGUUUGACUUCUCCAAUCAAACCAAAUCAGCUUUAUUCAAGCUGUUUGCUGCCAGUAUAUCCACCCUCAUUUCAUCUCUCUCAUCCCCUGGGUCAGCACCAUCAACCACAACUACUACAACAACAACUACAACCAGUGAACCUGUUAAGAUAACACCCAAAUCAUUGCCAGUCUAUGUGCCUUCGACUGACAAUCAACAUGCCCCAAACCCACCUCUUCCUGAUGUCACACAAACUCCAGGGACGACACCAAAAAGACUCAACACCACAUCUGUUGGUAAAAACUUUGAUCCAUGCCAAGAACAGUCUUGUAAUGAUCUCAAAGACAGGCCAAUCCUGAUGUCUGGUGCUACAGUCUAUGUUGUGUUUGGUAUCACAGGUGUCAACAGGUCCAGGGAUGAUGUAGGUCAUGUCAUGGAACAGUUCAAGAGCACAGCAAUUUUUGAUCCUAAGUUUGGGGAUUCUUUCAACUUGAAAAACUUGAACCUGCAGUAUUUAAAGGAACUUUGUGUGAUCUGUAAGCUGCUGGCCAACAAUACAGAUUUGGUUCAGCCUGGGAGUGCACAAUGUGUUCCAAGUACAAUGUACUCACUCCAAAGUUACUUGAAGAGUAUCCCAGAGUGUCAUGACCUCCCAAGUAGCUCUUACAUCUACCAGCGCCAGACACCUGCACACGCUGAAGGUGGGGUGACCAGAAAUAGGAGGGUCAUCUGGCUGGCUUUUGCGUUUGAAUCAACAACAUCAGAGGGCCAGGCCUACUUUGAUGCCUACAAAGAAUACCUGAAGUGGGAAAGCCUUAUGGCCCACAUAAAGAGCAAUGUCAUCUCACCUGACUCUCCACUUCAGAGCAUGUUUCAGACUUCAGAGUUCUGGACUAAGGUUAUGAUGGAAGUUGUAGCAGUCAAUAGUGCAAUUUAUGGUCUGGUCCUUUCCAUGCUAAUUUGUGUGGUCUCUGUGGCUAUCUUCACUGGACAUGCUGUCUUGCUUCUCAUUGUGGUCAUCACAAUUAUAGCCAUGAUUUGCUGUGUGGUUGGUGUGUUCUACCUGGCCGGCUGGGAAAUGGGAGCUGUAGAAGCCGUGUCCCUGUCUAUCCUGGUUGGUUCCUCUGUUGACUACUGUGUGCACAUAGUCGAAGGCUAUAUCCUGGCUGGACGUAGAAUGGACUCAGGUUAUUUAAAAACUGAGAAUGCUGCUAGUUUAAGGAGACAGAGGACAUCAUUAGCUGUCCGCCAUAUUGGAGUAGCCAUUGUCUGCUCUGCACUGACCACAAUCAUCGCUGCUGUACCCUUAACCCAGACCUACAUCCAACCGUUUGCAAAGUUUGGCUCCAUCCUGCUAAUAAACACAACUGUCUCCAUGGUGAUGACCCUAACCUUAGCUGUAUCCCUGCUGGCUACACUUGGCCCUGCCCGCUACAGGGGCACCUGGAGAUCUCAUGUGAUAGCCACUGUUGUGGUGGUUGGUGUGGUGGGGGUUAUUGUCUUGGCUCUGUUCAUUGCUACCAAGCAGGGUGUGAGAAUCCCUGGACCUUCAGGCACUCCCCUCUUUACAUGAAGAAACCCAAGCGCUCAAUAGCUUAGCUGAUACCAUCUUACAAGUCUAGCUAAUACCACCCUUUGAGUAUGUAGUUGAUGCAACCUUGCUAGUCUUCUAAGUAGCUAAUGCCAUCUGCUCAGAGUAUAGCUGAGACCACACUAUAAUGUAACUAGAACCACCUUA
This is a messenger RNA of Physella acuta, 4424 nucleotides long. Its product is annotated as protein dispatched homolog 3. Gene Ontology annotation, cellular component: cytoplasm; membrane. Lineage: Eukaryota; Metazoa; Mollusca; Gastropoda; Physidae. The record is from RefSeq and is a predicted model, not a curated record.